AUGGGUCCUGAAAAGCGAAGAAAGUUAGAUUUGGCAGCCCCCGAACUCACUCAAAGAGCCCGGGAGGUGGUAGAGAGGAUUUCUAAGGGCUGUGGAGAGGAAUCCGGUUUUGGGGACUUCAGUAUUACUUUUUAUGACACGGCGUGGCUGUCCAUGGUCACGAAGCCUGAUACCACUGGCUCUGGUCAAUGGGCAUUCCCAGAAUCAUUCACGUUCGUUCUGCACCAUCAACGCGAGGACGGGUCCUGGGGCGCUUGCCCGUCUCCUGUUGAUGAGAUCCUCAAUACGCUAGCAUGUCUUUUGUCUUUGCUAGCUCACAAGGCUUCAAUUGGAGACGAACAUUACGGUUCUUGGAAUGAAGAGGCUAUAGUGUAUGAUGGGCGAAUCUCCCGGGCAAUUACCUUCCUAUCAAAUGCACUGAAGGAAUGGGAUGUUGGCGCCACCGUGCAUGUUGGAUUCGAGAUUCUUGUGCCUAGCCUACUAUCCGAAUUGGCACAACAAAGCAUCAACUUCGACUUCCCAGGCAAAUCCAUGCUAAUGGAGUUGCAUGGACACAAGAUGGCCCGAUUUGUGCCUGAGAUGGUCACUGGGAAGCACCAGACGACACUGCUUCACUCUCUGGAAGGGUUGAUUGGGAAAGUAGAUUUCGACCAGCUGGCACAUCAUUGCACAUCAUACGGCGGUAUGCUGGGCUCGCCGGCCUCAACAGCAGCAUAUCUGAUUCAGAGCACCCGCUGGGACAAUUCCGCCGAGCAGUACCUCCGCAAUGUAAUCCGGAGUUAUGGCACGUCUGGUGGCGUGCCCAGCGCUUUCCCCGCCCCUGUCUUCGAAGCAUCGUGGACAAUUUCCACGCUCCUCUCGAAUGGAUUCACGGUAGAUGAUUUCGAUAGAACCAUGCUGGAUACCAUCGAUCGUUAUCUCAUGUAUCUGUUCGAGACGCAGCAAGGACUGCUGGGCUUUGCGCCGGGUUUCGUGGCGGACGCAGACGACACGGCAAGAGCCUUUCUCGCCAUAACCCUUCUAGGCAGCAAAGUGAGCCCUUCUGCCCUCGUGAAGCACUUCGAGGCGUCAAGCCAUUUUCAGACAUACAAGCUGGAGCGGAACCCGAGUUUCAGCGCCAACGCCAACAUUCUGAUUGCUCUACUGCAAACGCCAGACCCCGGAAUUUACGCCACCCAGAUUGAAAAGGCCGUUCGGUUCAUCCUGUCGGGUUGGGACGACGGGAAGCUUCUCGAUAAAUGGAACCUGGCCUCAGAGUACAGUGAAAUGCUCUUGGCGGAUGCGCUGACCCAACUGCUCGACCUCUGGAGCAAGGGCCAGCUUCUCGACCUAUCCCACGAGCUUGUCACGCUGCGCUUGCCUAUUGUUUUACUCCAGUUACUCUCGCGAACCCUAACUCGUCAGUCAGUCAACGGAUCCUGGGGGAGCUCCUCGGAGAGGACAGCAUACUGCGUGCUUCUUCUUUCCUCUAUCUUGGACUUACCAUUGUCCGACAACAUUCGUGAGGUGGCUCAGACAGCAUUAGACCGUGGCCGAGACUAUCUCCAGGCACAUGCGAGCGACUGGAUGGAAGGGGACUACAUUUGGGUUGAGAAGGUGACUUACAGACUGCCCAUCCUCUGCGAGACGUACUGUCUGGCGGCCAUGAGUGCCUCCGCUGAUGAAAGACCGUGGCCGCCUGAAGUCGUCGCCAUGUUCUCUGCAGAAGGCAGGAAGCUGCAAGUUAUGGCCACCUUUUUCGGACGGCUGCCGCUCUUUCAGCAGACACCGGCAAAAACGCUCCUGCUCGCCGUCAUGGAAGCGAGGCUGUACUCGCGGCUGCUCAAGACUGUUCGUCUGGAUAUCUUCCCACGGGACGAAAUGCGCAUGACCGAGGACAAGUACAUCGAGUACAUCCCAGCCGCUUGGUGCUGCGUCAAUGCCGCCACAGAGUUCCCCCUUGCGGGCAAUACAAUGUGGGACAUGAUGGUCAUCUCCAUGCUGAACUAUCAAGCCGACGAAUACAUGGAGACAGAUGUCGCGCGGUUGACGGAAGGCCAAUUAUCCCAGUUCACCGCUACGAUCAAAUCUGAAUGCUUUGACCUGCCAAUAAAGACAGAUAGCGGAUGCAUUCAGGUCGAGAAUAAUGCAUUACAGCCAACGCCCGUGCCAUCAGACUCUGGAAACGAGUCCCCGACUCCAUCCCCGAAAGAACCCACGGACGUCAUUAGCAAGUAUAUCCAACAUGUGCGACAACAUCCAUGUGUGACACGGACUCCGAAGUUCGCACAGCAGGAAGUCGCCAACGAGCUGCAUAAAUUCCUGCUGGCGCACAUCGCACACAACCGCGACAAUCAGGACCUUGGAAAGGGGAUCGCCUCGCGUCCGGCGUACUUUGACUGGGUUCGCACGACGGGCGCCAACGAUACCAGCUGCCCCUAUUCCUUUGCGUUCUUCUGCUGCCUGGCCAGCCGGGAUCGGCCGUACUGCUUUGGAACCGCGAAGGCGCGUUAUUUUGCCCGAGCCAUGGCCUUGCAUCUUGCCACGCUCUGUCGGCAGUACAACGACUACGGGUCCAGUCGGCGCGAUGCCGAUGAGGAAAAUCUAAAUAGUUUAGAUUUUGAUGAGUUCAAAGAAGACGUCUCAGGCGACGAAGACCCUCGCAAGCAGAUUCUCCUGGACAUUGCGGCGGGCGAGCAGGAAUGCAUGCAGCUGUACUUCGGGCGUCUUUCUAGCGAGGUCGACGGGCCGACGGCCCGGCGCAUCAAGGCGUUCAUUGACGUGACGGAUUUGUUCGGUCAGAUCUAUGUAGCGCGAGAUAUUGCCAAUGUGAUCCAUCGAGCCAACCUCCUCCUCGCUAUUAUUAAUUCAAUUAGUGCGGUUCUUCCCGCUAUCGACAAGGAUCAACAAGCUAUGGCACGCGAUCCGUGUGACCCACGCGCUGGGACGAUCCCCCAACCGAACGUCAUGUCUCUGAAGCCAAUUAAACUCUACUGGAGGAACCAGGUCCCCAAUCCCUCGAAGGUUUUGGUCAUCCUGGAGGAGCUCGGCCUCCCUUACGAGACGGAAUUUGUCGAGCUGGAAGGUCUCAAGCAGAAGCCUUUCACGGAUAUUAAUCCUAAUGGCAAAGUUCCUGCAAUCUACGACCCUAACCAGGAUGUCACUUUGUGGGAAUCUGGCGCGAUAGUCCAGUAUCUCGUCGAGACAUACGACCGAGACCAGAAGGUUUCCUACGCUACUGCGCCGGAGAAACUCCACCUCCUCCAAUGGUCCUUCUUUCAAGCCUCGGGCCAAGGUCCCUACUUCGGCCAGUCUGCUUGGUUCAAUCUCUUCCACGAGAAGUUCCACGGCGACGACCUUGAGAGCCCCAAGAUCCGCUACGGUAACGAAGUCAAGCGCAUCGCGGGCGUGCUGGACGGGGUCCUGGCCCAUCGAGACUGGCUCGUCGGCGAUAAGUGCACCUAUGCCGAUCUCGCGUUCGUUAUGUGGAAUCUACAGAUCCCGUUCUUCAUGGCCGGCCGCACGGGUGAACAUGCUUGGAAUCCGGCGGAGUUCCCGCAUUUCUCGCGCUGGCAGAACGCCAUGAUGGCCAGGGAUUCGGUGAAGAGGACCGUGGCUGUGUUGCAGGAUAAGGAGGUGAAGAGUUUGUAA
Aspergillus affinis is the source of this 3630-nucleotide messenger RNA. Its product is annotated as Ent-kaurene synthase. Gene Ontology annotation, biological process: diterpenoid biosynthetic process. The transcript has 7 exons. Gene Ontology annotation, molecular function: terpene synthase activity; magnesium ion binding. The coding region runs from base 1 to 3630 and encodes 1209 amino acids. The record is from RefSeq and is a predicted model, not a curated record. Lineage: Eukaryota; Fungi; Ascomycota; Eurotiomycetes; Eurotiales; Aspergillaceae.